GAAGCCUGGGCUCAGCCUGGUCUAUAGUUUCCCUGGAGAGAGGCAAGAGCAGGAUCCCGAGCGAACACAUCCUGCCCAGCAUCCUCUCCAGCAUCCCAAGCCAAGCCGAGGUUGCAGGUGUGAGGGAGACUUGAAACCAUUCCAUCAUGGCUUACCUUGGACUGCUCUCUUUACUGGCCAUGCAAAGUUUGGUGACAGGGGCAGCUUUCCCAGAUGAAACCGUAGCCGAGUGGUCAGUGAAUGUGUAUAACCAUCUUCGAGCCACUGGGGAAGAUGAAAACAUCCUCUUCUCUCCACUAAGCAUUGCCCUCGCUAUGGGGGUGAUGGAGCUCGGGGCUCAAGGAUCUACUCUGAAAGAAAUCCGCCAUUCAAUGGGAUACGAGAGCCUGAAAAGUGGUGAAGAAUUUUCUUUCCUGAGGGAUUUUUCUAGCAUGGUCUCUGCUGAAGAAGGCCAAUAUGUGAUGAAAAUUGCCAAUUCGCUCUUUGUGCAAAACGGAUUUCAUAUCAAUGAGGAAUUCUUGCAAAUGAUGAAAAUGUACUUUAAUGCAGAAGUCAAUCAUGUGGACUUCAGUGAAAAUGUGGCCGUGGCCAACUACAUCAAUAAGUGGGUGGAGAAUUAUACAAACAGUCUGUUGAAAGAUCUGGUGUCCCCGGGGGACUUUGACGCUGUCACCCAUCUGGCCCUUAUCAAUGCUGUAUAUUUCAAAGGGAACUGGAAGUCUCAGUUUAGACCUGAAAAUACCAGAACUUUCUCCUUCACAAAAGAUGAUGAAAGUGAAGUACAGAUUCCAAUGAUGUAUCAACAAGGAGAAUUUUAUUAUGGGGAAUUUAGUGAUGGAUCCAAUGAGGCUGGUGGCAUCUAUCAAGUCCUUGAGAUACCUUAUGAGGGAGACGAGAUCAGCAUGAUGCUGGUACUGUCCAGACAGGAAGUCCCACUGGCCACACUGGAGCCUCUGCUCAAACCACAGCUGAUCGAAGAAUGGGCAAACUCCGUGAAAAAACAAAAGGUGGAAGUCUACUUGCCCAGGUUCACCGUGGAACAGGAAAUUGAUUUAAAAGACAUCUUGAAAGCCCUUGGGGUCACUGAAAUUUUCAUCAAAGAUGCAAAUUUGACUGCCAUGUCAGAUAAGAAAGAACUGUUCCUCUCCAAAGCUGUUCACAAGUCCUUCAUUGAGGUUAAUGAAGAAGGGUCAGAAGCAGCUGUAGCCUCAGGAAUGAUUGCAAUUAGCAGGAUGGCUGUGCUGUUCCCUCAGGUUAUUGUCGACCAUCCAUUUUUAUUUCUUAUCAAGAACAGGAAAACUGGUACAAUCUUAUUCAUGGGACGAGUCAUGCACCCCGAAACAAUGAAUACAAGUGGCCAUGACUUUGAGGAACUUUAAAUGAUGACGUUUGAGUACAAAGGCAGCAGUAGCAAAGCACAUUAUGUCUUCAAGUGGUAUAUAUUUAGGAUUUUUGUUUUAAAGUAUUACUUAAGGAAAUAUUUAAAAUAGUUCUGGAUAGUAGUAAAUCCACUUGACCUAUAAGUUAGCCUGUCCAAAAAAAAUGUUAUCAGUGUAAUGAUUAUGGUCCCAUUGUUGCAUUGUGUCUGGUGUGCUGUUGUUUAAAAUAAAAGUACAUAUUGAAAAUGUGAACAACUUUUUUCAUUUUAGAGCUAGUUGUAGUCUAUACAACACUGUAUCUGAGAUUUGAAAACCAUGCCAUUUCUUUAGGAAUUAUAAUAAAGUAAUCCUACAAGGCAAAAAUGUAGAAACUGUUGUUUAUGAGUUUUCUCAUCAUCUUGCAGAAUCAACACCAAAGUGAGCGACAUACAUGUAUAUAAUAAGCAAUACUGUGAAGGGAAGGCAAACAGGCCACAGAAAUUGAGGUUGUCAUUUACUGUAGGGCUCCAUGACAAAGAUUUAUGAAAAAAAGUGGGAUACGUAAGGCCCACAGACUUUACUGACUUUGUGUAUACUGUAGUAUUAUACUUUUAAAUUAUUAAAGUAUACAUCUUUUAUUUAUUUUUAAAAGUUUACUGUGACUCAGAAUUAAUAACAAGCUCAGAUAUCUCAUUAGCUAUGCUGGAUGGCAUCAAGAGCCCCCAUAGAGGAAUUUCCUUGUACCCUUGAAGUUUCAGUGAGGUUUUUGAUGUUCGCACAAAGACGAAAUCACACAGUGGCACAUUCUCUAGACUAUACCCAAGAAAGUCACCAAGUGGGACAGUCAUGAACUAGCAAAAUAGAUGUGAUUACUUUAUAAAAAAAAUCACUGGUAAGUGCAUCAUAUGGAGUGCUUCUUAAACUCACACCUCGUCACCUACUACAAAUUCAGUUCUUACCCAAGAUAUCUAAAACAGAGUAGGGACUACAGCUUUCCAACAUUUCAGACAUAAGAAUGAUGCCACAGGGAUUUGACCAUGAGCUUUGGUGUUUGUCACUUGGGUUGUAAAAUUUUACUUGAAGUCAGCAGCACAUUUUCACAGACGGAGAUUAGAGAGAAUCAGGGCGAAGGCAGGAGGUAAUUAAUCUGCACUAAUAAUACAAUGCCCUUGUCAAGCAUUGGUGUGAUUCCAAAGUAUUUCUAGUACAUACUAUAGAUAUGUAAGAUUCUUCUGUAUAUUACAACACUUGAAAUACAGCUGUUAAAACAUGGAGACAUUUAUAUAGGCAAUACCCAUGAAAGGAUUUAUGAAUAUCCCAGGACACAGUACUUAAUGCUGAAAUCUUUUACAGCUUAUAUUUUCAGAGGACUUGUAGUUUAUUCAUAAAUCUUCACGUUAUUAUAGAAUAGUGCUCUUGUUUUCAUUUAUAAUUUAUGGAGCUGGGAUGCCUGAUGUUAAUUCAGAGUUUACAUUCUGUACUAAGACCAGUCUUUAUCUCUGUAUCCUUCUUGUUAAUAUGACAUAUAUGGCUAUACCUAUAUGUUCAAUAGUUAGAUAAAUGUAUUGCCUGUAAGGAAAAAUAAACAUCAUUAUGCAAUCAUGUGAUUCUGAGAAGUCCCUAAUGCUAUGCUUAUUAACAGAUAUAAGAUUAAAUU
Molecule: messenger RNA, 3015 nt
Organism: Rattus rattus (black rat)
Lineage: Eukaryota; Metazoa; Chordata; Mammalia; Rodentia; Muridae
Gene: Serpini1
Product: serpin family I member 1
Exons: 9
Coding region: 147-1379 (410 amino acids)
Biological process (GO): negative regulation of endopeptidase activity
Molecular function (GO): serine-type endopeptidase inhibitor activity
Source: RefSeq, a predicted model, not a curated record